This is a messenger RNA of Aspergillus heteromorphus CBS 117.55, 1113 nucleotides long. Its product is annotated as VIT1/CCC1 transporter family protein. Bases 147 to 1046 code for a protein of 299 amino acids. The transcript has 2 exons. Lineage: Eukaryota; Fungi; Ascomycota; Eurotiomycetes; Eurotiales; Aspergillaceae. Gene Ontology annotation, biological process: intracellular manganese ion homeostasis. Gene Ontology annotation, molecular function: iron ion transmembrane transporter activity; manganese ion transmembrane transporter activity. The record is from RefSeq and is a predicted model, not a curated record. Gene Ontology annotation, cellular component: fungal-type vacuole membrane.
AAUCGGUCCACCCCCCCCCUCCGGGCAUAUAUUAGUGGCGACUUCAUCCUUCGACCCCGGCAACAAAACUCUUUUCGACAGAGUUUAAAUUUCUAAAACUCGCCUGACUUCCCAACACUUCCUACACACCCCUCACUCCCGUCAGAAUGUCGAUCUCCUCCAUUCGAGAGCUGAUGUCCAGCUACUCCCCCGUUUCAGAAUACUCCCAGCCCGACCUGGAGAAGGAACUCCACGUUUCACUGCGAAACGGGAGUGACACCGACUCUUCCGUCGGCUCCACCGGAUCCGUGGGCCGCGGGGGAUCGGAGAAGAAGGAGUCCAAGAUCGUCGAUGGACGUAUUGUGUCCGACGCCAUCAUCGGCCUUUCCGAUGGCAUGACGGUGCCGUUUGCGCUGACGGCCGGAUUGUCGGCGCUGGGAGACACCAAGGUGGUGGUCUUCGGUGGAAUGGCUGAGCUCAUCGCCGGAGCCAUCUCCAUGGGACUGGGAGGCUAUUUGGGAGCAAAGAGCGAGGAGGAAUCCUACCGCGCGACCCUCAAGGAGACAAAACAAGAGAUCCUGACCGACCCGGCCUCGGUGACAGAGACCAUUUCCGAAGUCUUCGAGCCGUAUGACCUUCCUGCCGAGCUGGUGGGAGAACUCACCCGACACCUCUCCGCCUCCCCCAACCUGCCUUCAUUCCUCAUGAACUUCCAUCACACCGUGCAGGAGCCAUCUGGAUCCCGUGCCUGGGUCUGCGCCCUGACAAUUGCACUGGGUUACUUCAUCGGCGGGUUUGUGCCGCUUCUCCCGUACUUCUUUGUUGGUCCCCAUGACGCAUUCUCGGCUCUGCGGUGGUCGAUUGCGACGAUGGUCAUUGCCCUGUUUCUCUUCGGGUACGGCAAGACAUGCUUUGUGAGCGGCUGGCGAGGACACCAGAACAUUCGAAAAGGUAUCGUUGGGGGGUUGCAGAUGAUAUUGGUGGGUGGCGUGGCAGCUGGGUCAGCCAUGGGGUUGGUGAAGGGGUUCCAGAUGUUGGCCGAUGCACAUGGUCACGAUAAACACUAGGUAUCAUCUGUCUUAUGAUCUGUCUGUUUCUGUAUGGCGUUGAGUGGGAUUUCAAAACUGCACUAUA